AUGUGUUCCACAAAUGAAAACUUUUUUAUCCCAAUGUUACAAAGAAACAGCAAAGAUCUCCCAGGGAUGACCCCCAGUGACUUGAAGACAUGCACUGAAGGAGCUGUGUUAAGUUUUCAUAACAUCUCCUAUCGAGUAAAAACAAGGAGUGGCUUUCUAUUUGGCCAGAAAACAGUAGAGAAAGAAAUACUAUCAAAUAUGAGUGGGAUUAUGAGACCUGGCCUCAAUGCCAUUUUGGGACCCCCAGGUGCAGGCAAAUCUUUGUUGUUAGAUGUCUUAGCUGCAAGGAAAGACCCAUGUGGACUAUCUGGAGAUGUGUUGAUAAAUGGAGAACCUCAUCCUCCCAAUUUUAAAUGUUAUUCAGGCUAUGUGGCACAAGAUGAUAUCAUGAAGGGCACACUGACAGUGAGAGAAAACUUACACUUCUCAGCAGCUCUUCGGCUUCCAACAACCAUGACGAGUCAAGAAAAAAAUGAGAAGAUUAAUGAGAUUAUUGAAGAAUUAGAUCUGAAUAAAGUGGCAGAUUCCAAGGUUGGAACUGAAUUUGGUCUGUCUGGAGUAGAAAGAAAAAAGACCAGUAUUGGAAUGGAGCUGAUAACAGAUCCUUGCAUCUUAUUCCUGGAUGAGCCUACUAAUGGUUUAGACUCAAGCACAGCACAUGGUAUAUUUUUACUCCUGAAAAGGAUGUCUAAGCAGGGACGAACAAUCAUCUUCUCCAUUCAUCAGCCUCAGGAUUCCAUCUUCAAGAUGUUUGAUAGUCUCACGUUACUGGCCUCCAGAAAACUGGUGUUCCAUGGUCCUGCAAGUGAGGCUGUGCAGUACUUUGCGUCAUCAGGUUACAGCUGUGAACCCUACAACAAUCCUGCUGACUUUUUCCUGGAUGUGAUUAGUGGAGACUCCUCUGCUGUGCCAUUAAACAGAGAGGAAGAAGACUGUGAAGCCAAUGAGACUGAAGAACUUUGCAAGAGAAAAAAAUCAGUCAGAGAAAAUUUAGCAGAAUUUUAUGCCAAGUCCUCCAUGUGCAAAAAAAUAAAAGAUGAUUUAGAUCAACUCUCAGGAGAUCAGAAGAAGAGCUUAGUAGUCAAGAAGACCAGCCAUGUCACGCCUUUCUGUCAUCAAUUCAAAUGGAUUGCCUGGCGUACAUUCAAAAACUUGUUGGGUGAUCCUCAAAUCUCUAUAGCUCGGGCAACUAUCCCAUUCAUAGUGGGAGUGGUUAUUGGUGGCAUUUUCCUUGGGCUAAGAAAUCAUUGCACUUUAUUCCAGAAUAGAGCCUCAAUACUCUUUGUGCUGACAAUCUACCAGAGUUUCAGCUUCUUGGCGGCAGUGGAAACAUUCGUGUUAGAGAAGAAGCUCUUUAUGCAUGAGUAUAUCAGUGGAUACUACAGACUGUCCUCUUAUUUCUUUGGAAAAUUACUAUGUGAUUUACUAUGCAGGAAAUUGUUACCAAGCAUUAUAUUUAAUUGUAUAUUGUACUUCAUGUUAGGUUUGAAACGAGCAGUGGGAGCUUUCUUAAUCAUGAUGUUUUCCCUUAUGAUGGUGUCUUGUUCAGCCCAUUUUUUGGCACUGGCCAUUGCAGCAGGUCAGGGUGUGGUGUUUUUAACAACACGUCUUAUGGACAUCUAUUUUGUGUUUAUGAUGAUUUUUUCAGGUAUCACAGUAAAUCUUAGAACCAUGGCACCUCGACUUGUGUGGCUUCAGUACUUCAGUAUUCUGUAUUAUGGCUUCACGGCUUUGCAACAUAAUGAAUUUUUGGGAGAAGACUAUUGUGUAGGACUCAAUACAGAAGAAAGCAGUAGCUGUCCCAACUAUGUAAUAUGUACUGGUGAAGAAUUCUUGACAAUCCAGGGCAUUGAUCUCUCAUCUUGGGGUUUGUGGAAGAAUCAUGUGGCUUUGGCUUGUAUGAUGUUCAUCUUCGUCAUCAUUGCCUACAUAAAAUUGUUUUCUCUUAAAAAAUAUUCUUAAAUUCCACUAUAGUUUACCAUGAGUUAUUCUCACAUUAAGAGGAGCACCAUGAUUUAUUUUAAUUCUGAUGUGGAUUUUAUAUUGUAUUCUGUUCACUUGCUGUCAAUUGUUGUUCAGCAUGUUAUUUUCUAUAGAUCUAUUCAAACAAUCAUGAGAAACUGAAACUUAUAAAAAUAAAUAAAUAUAAAUAAAUAAAUAAAUAGAUAGAUAGAUAGAUAAAAAUAAAAAAUUGAAAUAACCCAAGCCAAAAACUAAGGAUGUUACGUAUUGCAAAUUAUUUCAUCUUAUCAAACAAUAUCUUCAAGGAAGCAAUCUACUAUAACUUACUGAUCUGAAAAAGAACUGAAUCCUAGAAAAAGAACUGAAUCCUAGAAGCACUUAACAAAUUACUAAUAUCUCUGCCUUCAGUUUCUUCGUCUUUUAAGGGAAUAGGUAGGCUAUUCCUAAACUAAACUAGUUGCCCUCUAGUUUUUAUAGCCUAUGAAUCUAUGGUAUCCCAUUGUUUCCUAAAUAACAAGUGUAUUAAUGCUGUAUUAGAAAUAAGAAAUCUAAAAUAUUUUCAAAAACCUCAUGUUAUUUCUAGUGUUAAAAACCAUGCUGAUAAAACAUAUCUCUGAUCAGCUUAUUAAGGAUGAUGACACUUAUUCCUCUCCAGGGGAGCUGUAUUAUCUCAGGAAACUUGGCUGGGUCUUAGGCUAUAGGUAGAGUACAGGGCCAGGGAUCUGGUAAUAAUGGCACUUGUGUCAUUCUGGGGCAUUCUGGCUCUGAGAAGUCAUUCCAGGAAUAGCUCAGUAGUGUAUAAUAACUUGUGCAUCAGAUUUCCCUGAGGAACUUGACUGAGACUCUGCUGUCUGGUCCCUGCCUUGUCCCACUGCACCAGAACCUGCGCAGCGGCCUCCACAGAGAACUGACCACUGCGGGACUCGGUGAUUCCCAAGAUGCUUUCCACUUUAAAAGUUCUGGACUUGUUAUUUGUUAAUGGUUAUAUCUGUCUCUGUGCAGGUUCCUGUGCUACUUGUCCACCACAUUAUUUCCAUAUGUUGUUUUCACUCCAACCUUUCUGGUAAUAGAGAAGCAUUUUUUAAACUCCUUUUUUAUGGAGAGGUAGUGUGACAUGAAGUACAGUUCUGUGAAUUACCUUAAAAUGAAGACACGUGUAUCCACCACUCCAGGUCAAUAAGUGGAGUUUGCCCAACACACUGAAGCUCCUAAUGGCCCUCUCCCAGUUACUGCUUUCUCUUGUUACCAUGGGUUGUUCUGAAAUGAUGCUGUGUGUUCCUCUCUGUUGCUCGAAUCAGAGCAUAAUAUGGCUCUUGUGUGUACAGGUGCAGACUUGCAUCUUCCUCAUACUUUUUAAUAAAAUUUUAAUUUUAAAUAACUUUAUGUUUAUAGAAAGUUGCAAAGAUACAGUGGAAAGUUCCCAUGUGUACGUUUAUAUUUCUUUAAUUUUAGCAAAUGGUAUAUAUGAAACAAAGCUAAGUAGUUACCACUGGACAUUAUUGUUAAUUAAACUACACUUCUUUUUCAUAUGUCACCAAUUUUCCACUCAUUUCUUUUAUUGUUCCAGGAUUCAAUUCAGGAGAUCCCAUGACAUCCAGCUCCCCUUUUUAUAAGCAAAUUCUUACAAGAGUUAAGAGAGCUGACAAUCACUAGUGGUCAUUUUGGGGUUUCCUUCAGCCUCUCAGUGGGGACAAAGCUCUUAUAUUUAGAUUUUUAAGGGAAAAAUUUUUUCUAUGAUUAAUGUAUCAUUUCAUAAGGUAUUGUCAGAUUAUCCUGGUUAUUAUGUGAACAUAAAGGUCAAUAGAGUUUU
Heterocephalus glaber (naked mole-rat) is the source of this 3772-nucleotide messenger RNA. Its product is annotated as broad substrate specificity ATP-binding cassette transporter ABCG2. The record is from RefSeq and is a predicted model, not a curated record. Lineage: Eukaryota; Metazoa; Chordata; Mammalia; Rodentia; Bathyergidae. Gene Ontology annotation, biological process: transmembrane transport. Gene Ontology annotation, cellular component: plasma membrane. Gene Ontology annotation, molecular function: ABC-type transporter activity; riboflavin transmembrane transporter activity; efflux transmembrane transporter activity.